This is a messenger RNA of Rhopalosiphum maidis (corn leaf aphid), 387 nucleotides long. RefSeq lists its product as uncharacterized. NCBI's taxonomy places the organism in Eukaryota, Metazoa, Arthropoda, Insecta, Hemiptera, Aphididae. The transcript has 2 exons. The record is from RefSeq and is a predicted model, not a curated record. Bases 1 to 387 code for a protein of 128 amino acids.
AUGUAUGAAGUUGUUGCCGAGUGUCUGUUUUGCUCCAAAUUAAUUACUGGUACUUCCAAUGACUCGAUCGAGUAUGGUACAUUUAUUGAACACAUUCGUUCUCAACACAAAAAUAUCAAGAUAUCCGACAGAGUUCCAACAAUGUUCAAAUCUAUUUGGAAUUAUAUAGACUCAGACGAAGGGACCAAUUGUCUGUGCAUAAAAUGUGGCUAUAAAGGUAGACCAAAAAUAAAGUCGAGUAGAAAUAUUUCAGCGAAAGAUUUGGGUGAGUUUGGCACAUGUUUUCCGUUAUGUUUCAUGGUAUAUGUGAAACACCUGAAACGUCAUCAUGUGAAGGUCAUGUGCGCAUGUUGUAAAACCGUCAUUAGAAAAAUUAACGAAAAAUAA